This is a messenger RNA of Nicrophorus vespilloides, 1334 nucleotides long. Its product is annotated as ly6/PLAUR domain-containing protein 6B-like. NCBI's taxonomy places the organism in Eukaryota, Metazoa, Arthropoda, Insecta, Coleoptera, Silphidae. The record is from RefSeq and is a predicted model, not a curated record. The coding region runs from base 315 to 869 and encodes 184 amino acids. Gene Ontology annotation, molecular function: acetylcholine receptor regulator activity. The transcript is spliced from 4 exons.
UGCAGGAUCGCGAUUCCCGGGCCGGCGUCGCGACGCUCUCCUGAUCCAGAAGCCGUCGGUUCGCAUCGAGUGCGGAUACAUCCUGCAUCCAGUACGCAGAGUGCUGUUUGAUCGGGAGCAGCGCGCGCGCGAAUCCUGCAAAACCUUCAUUAUUCUCGUUGUGAAAAUAUUUUUUUUUCUGAAACCGGAAACCAUCAUCAGAUUGACGUAUCUGGACCGAAAACCACGAAAACUGCCGGAACCGGAAAUUUACCAUGUCCAAAACUGGGGCCGCUUUUUCAGAUGCUAAGCGCUAAAAUGAUUUAUGGACUGCUAUGUUGAAAAUCGGCAUGCUGCUUAGUUGCAUUUUCAUGUCGAGCACGGCCGUUGAGCACAGCGACAGCCGUCCAAAUGAAAUCGACGCAUCGAACGUCGAUUUUGACAGUUACGCAGUUACCUGUUAUAUCUGCGUCAACGUAUCCGAUAAUCCUGUAUGCAAUCAGUUCGCCAUCGACAGACCCUGCAAACCAGGUGAAACAUUCUGUCAUACAUUGCACAUCAUGGAUUCACGCGGGACGAGCGUUCUGGUUAACAAGAAAUGCACAACGGAAGCCGAAUGCCAGCAGAACAAAGUGGGAUGCGUCGAAAUUGAUACACAAUUGAUGUGCGUUUCCUGUUGCGACCAAAACUACUGCAACGUGAACGUCCCGACAAACUCUUCAACAGCACUCUUCGACGAUAAGAUCACGAAGAUGCGUAUGCUCGCGAAGAACCUCUUCAAGGAGCGCGAGAAGGCUUUGACCACGACGUUGAAGGGCGUCAGCAGCGGCCACCGAAUAUCACACUACUACUGCGCCAUGUUAAUCUUCGUCGCGAUGGCUCUCAACUGAAUAAAUCCAGUGAUAGAUCGAAUCAAAUGAACUAUAUAUUUUCUGUACUUUAUUAUCGUAACUUAAAUAUCCCACGGAUUAUACGUUUUUUGCUCUGUGCCAAAAGAAAAAAAAAUAUAAUUGUAUCAGUAAGAAGAGCUUCGAUAUGAAAUAAGUACAUUAUAUAUAUAUACAAACAAAUACAUAACACAUAUACAUAUAAAUACAUACAUAAUAAAUAUAUAUAUCCGAUUGCUUGGCAUUACGAAAGUAAGAUGUAAUAUAUUAUAAGGUUGAUAUAUCUACAGGUUUUCUUCCUUCAUCACAUUGUUAUUUGUUAAGUUUGAAUGGUUUCAUCUAUUUACCUAGAUUGCAAUUGUGUUCGACGGUAGCGAACAUGUUUCUGUUAAACCUAAUUUAUAACGCUCACGACUCUGUCGGAUACAUGUAUCGAAUUAUAUAACACUUAUAAUUGAUGGUAAUAAA